UUGACGUGACUUACUUUUUUCAGUCGGUCCUUCAAAGUUCAACACCGACAUUUUGAUCGGAAUUAUAAUCAGAAAAAUCCAUAUAAAGCCGUCAAAAUGUUCGGCCGAUUCGCACCGGGUGUGUGCACCCAGGUUACCCUUGUGGUAAACCAACAGCAAAGCCGUAACAUGGCUACACUAAAGGCAAUCUCUAUCCGUCUGAAGUCGGUGAAGAACAUCCAAAAGAUCACCCAAUCCAUGAAGAUGGUGUCAGCUGCUAAGUACACUCGUGCUGAACGUGAUUUGAAGGCUGCCCGCCCAUACGGAGAGGGUGCUGUCCAAUUUUACGAAAGGGCUGAGGUUGCCGCCCCUGAGGAUGAGCCCAAGCAGCUCUAUAUUGCCAUGACCUCGGACAGAGGUCUGUGCGGUGCGGUACACACUGGUGUGUCGAAGGUUAUCCGCAACCGUUUGAACGAGCCCGGUGCGGAGAACAUCAAGGUCAUCUGUGUUGGUGACAAGUCCAGGGGUAUCCUGCAACGUCUGUACGGAAAACACAUUAUUAGUGUAGCUAAUGAGAUUGGUCGUUUGCCGCCAACUUUCCUGGAUGCAGCUCAGCUGGCCAACGCCAUCCUGACCUCUGGCUACGACUUUGGAUCUGGCAAAAUCAUCUAUAACAAGUUCAAGUCUGUUGUGUCCUAUGCCCAGGACGAUCUGCCUCUGUUCAGCAGGAAGGCGAUUGAGAACGCUCCCAAGCUGGCUGUGUACGACUCUCUCGACUCCGACGUCCUCCAGUCCUACAUGGAGUUCUCCCUCUCCUCCAUGUUGUUCUACGCUCUGAAGGAAGGCGCCUGCUCUGAACAAUCCUCCAGGAUGACAGCUAUGGACAACGCCUCCAAGAACGCCGGAGAGAUGAUUGACAAGCUCACCCUGACAUUCAACAGAACUAGACAGGCUGUCAUCACCAGGGAACUUAUCGAAAUUAUCUCCGGUGCCGCCGCUCUGGACUAAAUCAUGCCCUCAAUAUCAUAUACAAAUUGGUGUCUUUAUAUUUUUUCUGUAUUUAUGUUUAAAUGUAUGUAUUUCGACUGCCAAACAAUAGGGGAUACAAACUGACAUUCCCAAAUAAGUAUUUUGGAAGAUGUAAAACACACGCGACUUGACUGGCUUUAACACCUUACAUUUCUCCAAAACCCUUAUUUGAUUCCGUGAUUGUUUGUAAGGAUGCAGUGGUGGUUAGCAUUAAAGUAUUGUUUAGAA
Messenger RNA from Aricia agestis (brown argus), 1236 nucleotides. Its product is annotated as ATP synthase subunit gamma, mitochondrial-like. Gene Ontology annotation, molecular function: proton-transporting ATP synthase activity, rotational mechanism. The record is from RefSeq and is a predicted model, not a curated record. Gene Ontology annotation, biological process: proton motive force-driven ATP synthesis. Bases 97 to 987 code for a protein of 296 amino acids. NCBI's taxonomy places the organism in Eukaryota, Metazoa, Arthropoda, Insecta, Lepidoptera, Lycaenidae. The transcript has 7 exons.